Messenger RNA from Symbiodinium sp. CCMP2592, 2376 nucleotides. Lineage: Eukaryota; Dinophyceae; Suessiales; Symbiodiniaceae. The record is from the annotation of a GenBank genome assembly.
AUGCGCGAAAGUGCGCCCAAGUUCAUGCUGCAACCGGUUGCUGCGCCCGCUCCAAGAUACGCCAUCGGCCGCCAACGGGAAGUCCGACAAGAUGUGCUUGCUCGGAGAGCCGUGCCGUGGCUUCGCGAAGAGCUUGACGACAGACGCCUGGAUCCUCGCAAAGGUCACAAAAGUAAGAAGGGGAAGGGUCGAGGAAGAUCUGCUGAGGCCAUCUUGAAGGCGCUUUUUGACUUGGGACCACAUCCUCCACAAGCCGCGGUUUUCAGCGCUUGUUGGCCUGGUCUGGCCUCCUGGGAACGGAAUCCGAGGGCAGCCACUGCGGUUUUAGCAGGACUUGGCAAGCGCGGUCUUUGGGAUGUGGCUUUGAAGGUCACUCGCUUCAUGCAGCAUCACAGCCUGGACAUCAACUGCUUCCACUAUACCAGCGUCAUCAGUGCAUGUGAGCGGCGAGGCAAGUGGGAGAUCGCAUUGACGCUUCUAAGCAGCAUGAAGGAAGAGGAAGUUCUCCCAAGCGAGGUGACGUACAACGCCGCCAUAAGUGCUUGUGCCAAAGGGGGCGAGUGGUCCGUAGCACUCCAGCUUUUGAAGGAAAUGAGCCUGGAUGAUGUGAUGCCGGAUUGCGUCUCGUACAAUGCCGCUUCCAGUGCAUGUGCAUCAGCUGGCCUUUGGAAUUCGUCUUUGCAUCUGCUGCAAGAAAUGUGCACGUCCACAGUGCCACCGAGUGUGGUUACGUUUAGCACUCUUCUCAGUGCAUGCGAGAAAGGCAAACAGUGGCAGAUGGCUAUCAACACCCUUUUUCAUCCGCCAGUGCCGGCAUUAAUGCCAGAUAAGAUCUGCUUCACUACGGUGAUCAGUGCGUGUGAGAAGGCCAGAGAAUGGGAGACAGCACUCUUGUGCUUUCGACACAUGGACACCCGAGACCUGCAGAAAGAUGAUAUAUGCUUUCACAGUGUCAUCAGCUCUUGCAUACGUGCUCGCGCAUGGAGCCAAGCAUUGAGCCUUGCUUUAGAGAUGGAAGCGCUGCCCCUGGAAGUGAAUGGGAUCUUGUGGGGGGGUGUGGCCACGGCCAUGCAGCAAAGCGGUCAGCCGAUCGCGCAACUAUCUAGUCGGCUACGGAGGAAGUGGGCACGGCAACAGAGCUCACGGAGCUCAGGCUUACUACCAGUAGCCCUCUCGGGAAUCGGAGAGUCCCGAGAGCACGAGGUACAUGUGCUCGAUCAGGCUGAGGGGCUGCUGGCUGCUUUCAAGCCCACGGGGCUGAGCACCGAGGCGGCCCUACAAAGGCUGUUGCAUCUUCUCACCAAAGAGGGCUACACUGGCCAUCUCUCGCGCGCUUCACGACUUGACGGUGCCACCUCAGGGGUCAUCCCAGUGGCUUUGGGUGAGUCUGACUCACCUGCCUCGAACUGGUUGAACUACCAAUUUGCUGCGCGCAUGGUAUCGAAGGAAUACGUUUGCCUUUGCUCGGGUCUACCAUUCGGUGCAAGAGGCACGCGAGGGGCGGUUACCGCCAGCCUCGUGACGGAGAAGUCACGAGGAGUGGCACAGUUGAAAGUUGUGUGGGCGAGUCAUGGCAAGGAGGCUCGAACGGAGUACGAGCUCAUGGAUUCCUUUGUUUUGCCCGAAGACAUCGAUGCUGCCCAUCCUGGCUCUGUUCUCUCGCUUCUGCGCGUCAAGCCCCUCACAGGUCGGACGCACCAGAUCAGGACACACCUGGCCGGCAUCGGCAGACCCAUUCUUGGUGAUCGCACCUAUGGCGGGCUUGCGGUGAGAUGGUGCGCGCGUUUGUUCCUGCACUGUCGACGAAUUUCCGUUCGGGACCUUGCAAACAAGCUCUUCCAACCCGUGGCGCCGCUGCCGCGCCAAUUAGAAUCAAUCCUCGAGGAUUUGCGGUCUCGCACUGUCGGGCUCGGGAGCAACCUUCCCGAAUUCGAUCACCGCUUCCUGGGCCGCAUCAUGGUCAGCAUUCCACCGUUGGAUGUGGAAGCGGUCCAACAGAACUACCCCAUCCAGGUUAGCAAGCUUUGUGACGGGCCCCGACCGAAGCUCCUGUCCGUGGGCAUGCAGUGGGCGUGUGGCAUGGGCAACUCCGCCUGCUGCACCGGUGCCGAGGCAAGCGCCGACCAUGAGCAGAAAGAGCUCACCCGCAAGGAGGCAGUCCCUGGUGCCCCUGAUCUUCCAGGCCCGGAUGUGAGCGCACCGAUGGCCGCUCAGGCGUCACCCGGUGAGUAUGUCAUCCAGUUGGACAGGAAAGCAGGUGGCCGCUUAGGCAUCGACGUUGACCACAAGGAUGGUGAGACGCUUCUCAUUGAAGUUAUCAACGAGGGCCUCGUCAUGGAACUGAGCUUAGCUCCGGCUCUGCGUUACUUGAGUUGA